UAACAAAUAAUUUGAGGUAUGAUGUUGGAAAACGAAGUGAAGAAUAAAGUGUUUGUCUACAAACUGAUGAUAAGUCAGUUACAUCACGAUGGUUACAACGCACUAGCCCUGUUGAUGGAACAAAUGCUUCUAGCUUCUAAAAAGGUUCAGCCUAGCGAUUGUCUAACCCAACUCUUGAACGUGUGUAAAGCAGUCAGUUUCGCAGACAAGGAGCUCAUCCUUGAAGAAGAGACCGUUGCAAUGUCAGAGGAAGGGCAAACCCAAGAUUCUCCAAAGAAGUCUCCUGAGAAGGAAUCCUCAGAGCCUGGUACCCAAAAUAAUAGUCCAACCAAAUCUGAGACGAUGAACGGAACUAAGAACGAAUCUCAAUCACCAACGUCCACCACAAACUUUUUCUCAGCCUCUUCCCUGUUGGAGUCCUCUCAAACAUCUCCUCCUACCUCCGUAACCAGCCCACCCUCCACCACUAAGGAUCCUCUCGCUGACACUUUUGCCAGCCACCCUCUUUCUCACAUAUUCCCUAAUAGAGACGUGUUGUCCCAGCUUUUGCCAAACAGUGAAGCUCUAUUUGCUGCAGCUACAAGUAAACCAAGCACACUGAUAGUGCCCACCCCGAAUCUCCUCCUGCCGAAUUCAAGUCCGCUGCAGAUGCCUACCUCCACACCAAUACUACCUACUCCCACACCUCUGCUCCCAACCUCAACUCCUUUGAGAUCACUUUCUACCCCCAUUCUACCUACCAGCAACCGUUUUAAUCCCACCAUUCUAACCCACCCGUACAGCUUCCCGCUGGGUCGCUCAGGAUCUCUACCCUUCUUCCCUAACCUGCAAUUCAAAUCUCCGGAUCGUGGCCAAAAAGAAGACAAGGAUUCCGGACUUUUUGAUCCUCAACUGCUGGGUGGUAGACUCCAAGACGUCGUCAACGCUUUUACGGCUAACAACGCGACAUUUCCCCUACCCAGCAGUAUCUGCAACAACUGGCCGAAUAACCUGCUGAGUCAAGUACAAACCGGAUCGGGACGACAACACAAGAUGAAACAUUGUCCAGUUUGUAACAAAGUUCUGGUGGCAUCUUCUCUUUACCUCCAUAUGAAGAUACAUACGGGCGAGAAGAACUAUAUCUGUGAAUUUUGCUGCAAAAGAUUCCUGUUGAAACACCACCUGCAUUCCCAUCUAAAGAUUUGUCAGAGUCGGACCUUAGUGCUUACUAAGACGGAGACUUCACAAGCCUGAGGAGGAGGUAAUACUCAACAGACUGCUAAACAGCCUCACCAUUCAUCCAAUGCAAUUCAGACUUCGGUGAUAUAACUAUAAGAAGAU
Bolinopsis microptera is the source of this 1320-nucleotide messenger RNA. RefSeq names its product early growth response protein 1-like. The transcript is spliced from 9 exons. Gene Ontology annotation, biological process: regulation of transcription by RNA polymerase II. The coding region runs from base 19 to 1233 and encodes 404 amino acids. Lineage: Eukaryota; Metazoa; Ctenophora; Tentaculata; Lobata; Bolinopsidae. Gene Ontology annotation, molecular function: RNA polymerase II cis-regulatory region sequence-specific DNA binding; DNA-binding transcription factor activity, RNA polymerase II-specific. The record is from RefSeq and is a predicted model, not a curated record.